AUGCAUCGAAGUAAACCGAGUGAAGUUUUCAUUUUUGUGAGAUUUGCAUCUGCUGAAGAAACUGAUAGUAAUUUAGAAAUGUCCAGGAUGUAUUACGAUCUUUACAUACUAUUUGCAUUUAUCGGUUUCAUCGUCGGUUCAUUUGUUCUCUUCUUCACUAUAAACGUUUCCAAAGCUCGUCUUGGGGUUCGACAUGAUACAAAUGUAUACGUAAUUGAUCUACCACCUCAUUACACAGAUGUCGUACCUCCACCAUACGACUGGGCUCUUCAACAACAUUACUCUUCUGAUCGACAUGUCAAAAUGUUUGCAUCAUUCACUAAUGAUAUGUGUCAAUAG
Molecule: messenger RNA, 339 nt
Organism: Thelazia callipaeda (thelaziosis nematode)
Lineage: Eukaryota; Metazoa; Nematoda; Chromadorea; Rhabditida; Thelaziidae
Source: the annotation of a GenBank genome assembly